UCUCCAUCUUCCUUGUUUGGACCGUGGUGUACAGACAGCCGGGGACGGCGGCCAUGGGGGGGCUCGCAGCUGGCUCCAGGAUCUUCGGGUGGUGGAGGAUCUCCGAGCUCAUCCUGUCCAGCCCCUCCAUGCCACUCCAGGUCCUCCAUGGAGUACUGAGCAGACAGAGGGCGGGUGGCGCUGUCCCAGACAAAUGCCCAUCUGACUGUCCUGGGAUGCACUCAGGAACAACAUGCCUUCUUCCUGGGGCCCUUUAAGGACUCACACACCAUCCCCAGAUGAACACUUAGGAUGCACGUGAGAGGUGUGCUGGCGCUGUGGGUGCUGGUGACGCAUGUGAUGUACAUGCAGGAUUACUGGAGGACCUGGCUCAAGGGACUGCGUGGCUUCUUCUUCGUGGGCGUCCUCUUCUCGGCAGUGUCCGUUGCCACCUUCUGCACCUUCCUUGUGCUGGCUGUCACCCGACACCAGAGCCUCACGGACCCCAACAGCUACUACCUCUCCUGUGUCUGGAGCUUCAUUUCCUUCAAGUGGGCCUUCCUGCUCAGCCUUUACGCCCACCGCUACCGGGCUGACUUUGCCGACAUCAGCAUCCUCAGCGAUUUCUGACCCACGGGGUGAGGCUUCUAUACCCUGGGAGUCCUCAGGACCUGGACUCAGCCUCUGAGACACUGGGCAGGCCUGCCGCACCCCCUGGACACCCUGGAUCUGCGGCAGAAGAAACACUGCAAGAGGACCGCGGUCUCCUAGGAAGCUGUCCUGUCCCCUUUGUGGGACACCUGGGUGUGGUGGAAAGGGGUCCUUCCUGCCAUGUUGCUCCUCAUCCGCCUGGCUGGAGGGCAGCUUUAGACCUUUUCAGAUGGAUCUAUUUUCUUAACACUCAGUGAGGAAUCUUUGUAAGCAGGGCCAGGGCAGUGAGUCGAGGGGUAGGGCAGUGAGCCUUGACCUCUGCCUUGGGGCACUCUCCCUCAGGCCAGGCUGAGAACCUGGGAGUCAAGUCAAGUAAGGGGUCUCUACAGGAGAUCUCCCAACCCCA
Messenger RNA from Lontra canadensis (Northern American river otter), 1036 nucleotides. It is a transcript of the gene SLC48A1, whose product is annotated as solute carrier family 48 member 1. NCBI's taxonomy places the organism in Eukaryota, Metazoa, Chordata, Mammalia, Carnivora, Mustelidae. Gene Ontology annotation, molecular function: heme binding; heme transmembrane transporter activity. Gene Ontology annotation, cellular component: plasma membrane; lysosomal membrane. The coding region runs from base 292 to 609 and encodes 105 amino acids. The transcript is spliced from 4 exons. Gene Ontology annotation, biological process: heme transport. The record is from RefSeq and is a predicted model, not a curated record.